Molecule: messenger RNA, 861 nt
Organism: Paraglomus occultum
Lineage: Eukaryota; Fungi; Glomeromycota; Glomeromycetes; Paraglomerales; Paraglomeraceae
Source: the annotation of a GenBank genome assembly
GGAAUUCCUGUAAAUAGCUCUCUUUUCAAAUGGAGUAGCGUUUAUGCGGGCAGUGUGUUUUUCGUCUGGUUUUUGGGAUACAUGACCAAAGUGUGGAGGAAUGGGACGAAAUCAAGAAAGCUUGAUUGGGAUGAUGAGAUCGUUCUCAUUACUGGAGGCGCUCGCGGAAUAGGGUUGUUGCUUGCUGAGACGUUAUCGAUCAGGAACGUGACGAUCGUAGUGCUGGACAUACGAAAACCAGAGAUAGAUCAUCCCAAUAUUGUCUUCUUUGAAUGUGACGUAUCCAAGUACGACCAGGUGCAGAGAAUAGCCAAGGAAAUUAUUGCCGAAGUCGGUCACCCUACGAUAAUCGUCAAUAAUGCUGGUGUAGUAAAGGGAAAGACCAUCUUAGACGAAUCAGAAGAAGAAAUAUUAAGCACAAUCAGUGUCAAUCUUCUUGCUCCGUUUUGGAUAACCAAGACAUUCCUGCCCGAAAUGAUUACGAGAAAUCAUGGACAUAUCGUGAAUAUAUCGUCGGCAUUAGGAUUUGCUGCAGUAGCGCAAACGGCCGAUUAUUGCGCCACCAAGUCGGGAAUCGUAGCUUUUCAUGAGGCAUUAAGACAUGAGAUUAACACACGCUACAACGCGGGUAAUAUCCGAUGCACGCUUGUUUGUCCUGGACACGUAGAGACUGGCAUGUUCGACGGAGUGUCUUAUAAAUACCCGUUCAUCACUCCAACAAUUGCUCCAAUUGAAGUAGUAAAAAAGAUUGUAACCGCAUUAGACAAGAAUGAGACAUCGGAUAUUUUGACUCCGUAUUACGUCCAUCUGUUGCCAAUGCUUAGAGCACUUCCCGGAUUCAUGCACGAUUGGGUUUAUACA